CGUCGACGCCGCAGCCAGCCAGCGCCUCCUCGCGCCCGGGGGCGGGGUGGCCCGGUGUUGGGGUCCGGCGGACAGGAGGGAUGGACCCUGAGAAGCGCGGCUACAAGUUCCAGGAGUUUGUGGCGCACGAUGCCGAAGUUAGGUCCUUGGCAAUCGGCAAGAAGUCGAGCCGUGUGUUCAUUACCGGCGGCAGUGACCGCAAGGUCAACCUGUGGGCCAUUGGCAAUCAGACUCCGCUCCUGAGUUUGUCUGGCCACACAAGCUCGGUUGAGGCUGUGGAGUUUGAUACAGCAGAGGUGCUUGUGCUUGCUGGCUCAUCAAACGGCUCCAUCAAGCUCUGGGACUUAGAAGAAGCUAAAGCUGUGCGGUCUCUUACUGGGCAUAGAUCGAGUUGCACUGCUGUUGAAUUCCAUCCAUUCGGCGAAUUUUUCGCAUCUGGUUCUUCCGAUACAGAUCUCAAGAUCUGGGAUAUAAAGAAGAAAGGUUGCCUCCAUACAUAUAAGGGUCACAGGGGAGCAAUUAAAUCAAUCCGAUUUACACCUGAUGGGCGAUGGAUUGUCACCGGUGGAGAAGAUAACGUUGUGAAAGUGUGGGAUCUGACAGCUGGAAAGCUCCUACAUGAUUUCAAGUUCCACAGUGGACAAAUACGAUGCAUUGAUUUUCAUCCUCAAGAAUUUUUACUUGCAACAGGCUCAGCUGAUCGAACUGUGAAGUUUUGGGAUCUUGAAACUUUCGAAUUGAUAGGUUCUGCUGGACCUGAGGAUACCGGUGUACGUUCUAUGGUCUUUCACCCAGAUGGAAAAACCCUUUUCUGUGGGUUAGACCAAAGCUUAAAGGUAUUCUCUUGGGAACCAGUAAGAUGCCAUGAUGCUGUUGACAUGGGGUGGAACAAUUUAGCUGAUCUUAGUAUUUAUGAAGGAAAACUGUUGGGAUGCUCGUACCAUGAACGCCGUGUUGGUGUUUGGGUUGCUGAUAUAUCACUCAUUGGACCUUAUGCUCUUGGUGUUUUGCCGAAAGCAAAUUUCUUUGCUGAGCUUGUACAUUCUAUGGAUGAUAGUCCUAUGAAACCGAAUGGUAGCAGUACAAAGUCUGUUCGUGCUGUAGCAACGUCACAUCCAAAAAACUCAUACAAAGUCCAGGAAUCUGCUGAAAGUGGAAUUCGGGCUUUGCAAUUAACUCCAGCAAGUACAGAUAAAGUAAAGAAAGAUAAGAUCAGCACCAUUCCUCGAAGACCUGAUUCAUCUGUCAAAUCAUCUACUCCAACGCGACGUAUGAAGCUGGCUGAUAGUCCUUCCACCAAUCCAAGAACAGCAGAACGCAAUUUCGGACAGCGAGACAUGCCAUUACUAUCUCGUGCAGGGGUAGCUAAUAAAUCUUCAGCCACUAAGAAAUUUCACCCUACAGAGUUGGCGGAUGUAAAAGAUAUUUACACUACACAGUCUGUUUCCAUGCCUGUUGCUGUACCCAGAGACAUUUUAGAGGACAAAUCAAUAGGCAGCGUUAAUAGAGGAAUUGGAGGCAGAGCUGCAGUCCCAGAUGAUUUUUGCAGUCCAGUUCACUUAAGAAAACUUUUACCUAGUGGUGGUACUGUUGAUAGUGUCAGCUCAGUAAGAUCCAUGCUCAGUGAGCCCGAUGCUUGCUCAGAAGGUUUGUCUGGCUUGAAGUUCUCGUUUGGACUAACUCCAUUUGACAAGAAACAAGAAUUCGACGGUACAGAUAAAGGAGCUAUUGCACAAAUAGCAGAAAAGAUGGACAAAAUUGUGUCAUUGGAGCAUCCCGUGCAGUCAAAUAGUGAUACAUCAGCAUUUGAAUCACCAUGCUCAACAACAGAAACAGCCAGGGUCAAAUAUGUUAGAGGAGUCGCUGUGCCAUUAGGAAAAACCAAGUCCAUUGUUGAUAGAUUUGAAAAGAGGGAGAGCUCUAGCAUUGAUUGUUCACCACCAACUAGCUCUCGCGGUGAUCGUACAGUUAGAGUUGACAGCCCUCCCGCCAGUUCGACAGAACCAAGUCAGACAUAUGAAAGAGACUUGUCAACAGUGGAUGAGGUUAUGAGUCCAAUUGAUCUGGUGCGGAACCAUGACGAAUUCAUAAAUGUUCUAAAAUCUCGGUUGACAAAGCUAGAGAUGAUGCGGCAUGUGUUUAACCAAAAUGGUAUCAAAGGAGCAAUUGCUGCAGUGGCAAAGUUGCCUGAUAUUGCUGUUCAAGCUGAUGUUGUUGGUACUCUCAAGGGAAAGAUUGGUCUUUUCAAUCUAGAUGUCUUCUCAAGCUUUCUUCCUGUUCUUGUCGGGUUACUGAACAGCAAGACUGAAAGGCAUGCUUUUGUUUCCUUGGAAAUAUUAUUGGAUCUUAUAAAGAUUUUCGGGCCAGUUAUCCAUUCAACACUGUCAGCUAGUUCAACUGUUGGAGUAGAUAUUCAAGCCGAACAGAGGUUGCAGCGUUGCACCCGGUGUUUUAACCAUUUGCAAAAAGUUCUGCAAGCGCUACAACCAUUGAUGAUGCGGGGUGGUCAAUCGGCGCAGCUUGCUCAGGAGCUAAACAUGUCCUUGCAAAACCUGGUGGUCUUCUGAAAUUAGCUGCAGGUUCAUCCAUACCGUCAGAGUAGAUACCAUUCUUUUGGCACAAAAGCACACCGCUGGGUUACUUAGCUCUGUUGUUGUCGGCGUAGCUCCGCUAGUGAGCCCUUGUAGUUGUCUCUUGGCCUGCCUUGGAGGAUCCGGCAAGUGUUGUUCCCUGUUGUACAUGUGAGCUCGGCUGUUCAUCAGUCUGUAAUUAACCCCCAUUUUACUGCAUGGACAGCCCCAGGAAAUGAAUGAGAAAAACGCCUUCUAGUUA
This is a messenger RNA of Lolium rigidum, 2832 nucleotides long. Its product is annotated as katanin p80 WD40 repeat-containing subunit B1 homolog KTN80.2-like. The transcript has 17 exons. Gene Ontology annotation, biological process: microtubule severing; microtubule depolymerization. Gene Ontology annotation, molecular function: microtubule binding. NCBI's taxonomy places the organism in Eukaryota, Viridiplantae, Streptophyta, Magnoliopsida, Poales, Poaceae. The record is from RefSeq and is a predicted model, not a curated record. The coding region runs from base 81 to 2567 and encodes 828 amino acids. Gene Ontology annotation, cellular component: katanin complex.